Penicillium lagena is the source of this 381-nucleotide messenger RNA. RefSeq names its product glycosyl hydrolase 92. Gene Ontology annotation, cellular component: nucleus; cytosol. Gene Ontology annotation, molecular function: peptide-N4-(N-acetyl-beta-glucosaminyl)asparagine amidase activity. The record is from RefSeq and is a predicted model, not a curated record. Gene Ontology annotation, biological process: protein deglycosylation; protein quality control for misfolded or incompletely synthesized proteins; glycoprotein catabolic process. The transcript has a single exon. Lineage: Eukaryota; Fungi; Ascomycota; Eurotiomycetes; Eurotiales; Aspergillaceae. The coding region runs from base 1 to 381 and encodes 126 amino acids.
AUGAUUCACAGCUUCAAAGACGCCGCCUACGGCAUCCCCGGCAACAGCGACGCGGGCGCCAUGAACUCGUGGCUCCUGUGGCAACUACUGGGCAUCUACCCCGUCGUCACACAGCCAGUCUACCUCCUCUCGUCGCCCUGGUUCCCCGACCUGAACAUGACCGUCAGCGGGGACAAGACGCUGCGCAUCAAGGCCAACGGUCUGAACGAGGGGAUCUACGUGCAAAGCGUCAAGAUCAAUGGCAAGGCUUGGACGAAGAACUGGUUUGAGCAUGAGGAUGUGAUGACGAACGGGGGGACGAUUGAGUUCGAGCUUGGCGAGCAGCCUACCGUGUGGGAGACGGGUGAGGCGCCGCCCUCACCGGGACAUGUGCAGCUGUAA